CGCUCGGUCUAAUAGUACUACGUCAUUUCUCGGAAUCCACGCUCGGUCUACGGCGCUCGGCGAAGGUCACGCAGGCUCAUUCACGCGGCGACAAUUGAAUGAGUCAGUUAUGCCCGCGCCGUUCGGCAUAUCGUAUCGUUCUCUCUUGAUACGCGUUCGCGGAAGUAAGUGCGGGAAGAAACCGCGAUCGCUCUCUGCGAAUAAUCCGUGAUAUCAUCGCGCGAUCGCUGAAUCCCCGCGACUUGCCAUCGAUACUCGGUUAACCGGCAAGCCAGAUAUCUCGCGCGGUUCGCACAUAAGAUCUAUACAUCGAAGAAUCAAAGCGUUAGCUAACUUGAAAUCACUUCUUGCGAUAAUUACGAACGAUAAUUACUUCUUUAAACGGUGCUCGUAUAAAUCGGACACAUCGCGUAUCAUAGCAGUGAGUCUUUCGUCGCUUCGAGUAUAAUUUGUUGGCUUUUUCUGGGUUGAAAACGCGAAAUAAUACUUGAAAUAUUGGAUCGAGUGCUUUAACUGGCAAUUAUCGAUGAUUUAUUAAUACAUACUAGUUCAUACAUUUUUUACGGAAUUUGUAAAUGAAAAUACACGUGAGACAUUGAAUUUUUAAUUACUUUCGGACGAUUGUGUCUCGAUUAAUCGUUAAUUCAGUUACGUUUAUUGUACGGUGUCGAUGUUAAAAUGUAUAAUAUUCAAGUUUUUCGUUUAUUCACGGAAAUGUAUAAUCUUGAAAUGUUUCUUUUAUUAACGGAAUCAUACAAAUGUUGGUCAGAAUGCAGAACUUUGAGUCGAAUUUCAUCGCGAUACGUUUAAUUGAAGAAUUAAAUAUCAAUUUUAAUCUUAUCCGUGCUUCAUUAUAUUGUAAUAUUAACUCAUCGAUCGUUUAAAUUUAUACGUCGGCCAUUUCUGUUGAUUAAAAUUCGUACCGUCGGAUAAAUUUACAAGGAAUACCGAGUGUAAAUAGUAACUUUGUGCAAUCGUAUAGUUUUCGUGUUUCCUUUCUUGUCGCGUGCGAUUAAUACCGAGGUGUUACACAAAGUGUCAUCCCACGAAGUUUGGACAAUCAGGUUACGAGAUUUGGCCAAUCGUGCCACGAAACGUCAGCAUGAGCAGGAAAGAGUUCUUAGCGACACACGGAACGGAGAGCUAAGAACGCAUGCCUAAAUUAGCCCGGGAAGCGGAUAACUUGCUGGUAAGCGGCUAACGGGUCACUUCUAGGGGAUAAUAGAUCGCCGACUGGUGUCCCAAAGAUUCAUCGGAAAACUGGUCGACUCUCAUGGCAGCGCGGAAACUCGCAGCCCUCUUCGCCGCGGUCCUGCAACUUUGCUUAUGCCAAAUCACCCCAGAAGUUUUGCCCGAGUUUUUAGCCCCUUUGGAAAAUCACACGGUGAUUCAAGGUCGUGACGUCUUCUUCACCUGCGUCGUUAAUCAUCUGCAAUCGUACAAGGUAGCCUGGAUAAAAUCGGAUUCCCGAGCGAUUCUGGCGAUACACACGCACAUGGUGGCGCACAAUAACCGGCUAUCCGUCACGCACAACGGACACAACACGUGGAAACUGCACGUGUCGAAUGUCCAGAAGAACGACUCCGGUACCUACAUGUGUCAAGUCAAUACCGAUCCUAUGCGCAGUCAGAUGGGAUACAUGGAAGUAGUGAUACCGCCCGAUAUAAUGGACGACGAGUCCGCGGACGGUAUGGUCACUCACGAAGGAGGCAAUAUAAGAUUGCGAUGCGUCGCCACCGGUUCGCCGAAGCCUAUUGUCACUUGGAAACGAGAGGACGGCCGCAACAUUAUCCUCAGGGAAGACGGGCAGAAACAAUCUCUGAAAACACUCGUCGGCGAGACACUGGAACUGACGGGGGUGCUGCGGCAAGAGAUGGGCACGUAUCUCUGCAUAGCCAGCAACAAUGUGCCGCCGACGGUCAGCAAGCGUUACUCCGUCGAUGUUCACUUCUCACCUCUUAUUAAGGUGACAAAUCAAUUAGUGGUUGCGCCGAUUAAUAGCGACGUCAUGCUGCAAUGUUACGUCGAAGCAUCGCCGCAUGCUAUGAACACUUGGUACAGAGACGCAGGCGAGAAACUGCUGCCCAGUGACAAAUACGUAAUGACGGAGCACCCGCUGAAUGAGUACUCCUGGCAAAUGAAUCUCACUGUCCAUUCCCUGGAAAAACGGGACUUCGGCGGCUACAUGUGCUCGUCCGUCAACGCGCUCGGCAAGUACGACGGUGUGGUGCGAUUGCAAGAGCUGCAUCUCUCCGCGAAGACGACACCGACGACGCUCACGAAGAACACGGAUAUCAGACAGCGCAAGAAGCCGAUAUCGAAGGGCAAGAAGAAGAGCAACAGCAGCAACGGUAGGCGAGGAUACGCAGGCGGUUUCGAGGAGGGCGAUUCCGUCAGUGGCGAUGACGAUUUCGGUACCACGCAAAUUAUGACCGGCAGCACUCAGGAGGGCCAGAGAACGGACAGGCCCGUCGUGCCUUCCAUACCGCCGCCUUGGAUCGUCGUGAAUGCCGCGAACCUCAGGCAUCCCUCGGUCUCCGCGAUCUUGCUCUUGCUUCUUCUGCCGACCACCCUGUAAGACGACGGCGAAGAGUUUCAGAUAUGAACGACGAGAGAAACGGCGAUUAUGAAGAUCCACGAGCCGGACUGAAGAAUAGAUUUAGAGGAUCUCGAUUCCGCGCGACUCAGGUAGACGAAUUAACAUUUGAUGAAUUAACAUUGAUUUAAAACUUUAACGUGCCCGACUGAAGGAACUUUCUGAGAUCUUUCGAGAUUAAUACGUGCUUGAGAUUAUUAUGAAUUUUUAAAAGCGCUUCUCUAUCCUUUUAUCAAACGGUCAAGACUUUAUCGAGUAUAUAUUUAGUUUUUAUUUUACUAAACAUUUAAGUAAUGUACGUAAACGUUGAAAAAUUUUUAUGUUUUCUUAUAUUUUGUAUCAAUUUGACCGUAACUUUUCCCCUAGAAUAAAAUUAAUCGUGAAAUAUAUUCAACGUUACACAACUGCCUUGUAGGAAACGAUUAUCUCUGCUGUUAAUAAUGGCAAAAGUUUUCUCUCGAAGCUUGUCGGAAUAUAUUUAAAGAGAGUAAUCGUUAUAAAGAAAUCUCUGGAUAUUACAGACUCUUUCUGCUUUAAUCAUUAUUUGAUGUACUUUACGUUUUUUGCGAUGUCAAAAUGCUUUCUCGGAUUACGCGCUCCGCUCUAAGUAUCGAUCGCGAAAUCCAAUAUCUUUGAGGAGUAGAAAACCAAUCUCUUUAAGGGAGAGAAGAGCCUGAUUCCGACGGAAUCUGAUAUCGACUGGUCAUUAUCUUCAUUACCCCCUAUCAUCUAUAUAAUUCCUCAGCUGCUUUUACCUCUUUAAUCACGAUUUUAAAGAUAAACAUUAAAUUUCUCGUGCAAUUACUCUAGGAAUCCAUCUUUAUAAAAUUACAAUUUACGAAAACUUUAAUCGCGCAUCGAACUAUCGCGAUCGUUUCUAAGAUAUUAUUUACGUAGAAACAUAUGAAACAUAUAUUUCGUAAAAAAAAACAGGAUAAGCUAUCCCCCCCCUCCCCCCCCUC
Messenger RNA from Vollenhovia emeryi, 3558 nucleotides. RefSeq names its product lachesin-like (gene DIP-lambda). The transcript has 10 exons. Lineage: Eukaryota; Metazoa; Arthropoda; Insecta; Hymenoptera; Formicidae. The coding region runs from base 1274 to 2578 and encodes 434 amino acids. Gene Ontology annotation, cellular component: neuron projection. The record is from RefSeq and is a predicted model, not a curated record.